Manihot esculenta (cassava) is the source of this 2063-nucleotide messenger RNA. RefSeq names its product GATA transcription factor 1. The record is from RefSeq and is a predicted model, not a curated record. Gene Ontology annotation, molecular function: zinc ion binding; sequence-specific DNA binding. Lineage: Eukaryota; Viridiplantae; Streptophyta; Magnoliopsida; Malpighiales; Euphorbiaceae. Bases 158 to 943 code for a protein of 261 amino acids. The transcript has 3 exons. Gene Ontology annotation, biological process: regulation of DNA-templated transcription.
AUUAAAAAAAACCCAAAAUUUAUCAUCCCUUCGUUUCCACCCAAAAACCCUCUAUGAUAAUUCAUAUACCCAAACCCACUUUCUCUCUCUAUUAGCACCAACCCUUCCUUCCCUUUGCUAUUUCUGAGAAAUCUCUUUCACUUCUCUCUAUCCGAAAAUGGAGUCUCUUGACCCAGCAGCCUGCUUCAUCAUGGACGACCUACUGGACUUUGCCUCCGACAUAGGAGAGAGAGACGAUGAUGAACACAGCAACAAACCCACAAAGGCCUUUCCUCCCCUUAACCCUUCACCUAAUGGACUUGCCGUUGCCCCGCUUCCUUUUGAUGUUUUCGACCACCCAGAUCCUUCACCUGAAUUUGCGGAGGAAGAGCUCGAAUGGUUAUCAAACAAAGACGCCUUUCCGGCUGUGGAAACAUUCGUCGACAUUAUAUCGGAGAACCCAGGUGGUCUCCCGAAGCAGCGGAGCCCAGUAUCGGUGCUGGAGAACAGCACCACAAGCAGCACCAGCAACAGCGGGAAUAGUGGCACAAAUGGUAGUAUUACCAUGGAUUACUGCUGGAGUCUCCAGGUACCAGUCAAGGCCAGGAGCAAGCAUCAUCGAAGCCGCCGCCGCGACCUCCAAGGCCAGCAGUGUUGGUGGAGCUUGGAGAAUUUGAGGAAAGUGAAACCAGCCGUAACAUCGUCGACAAUGGGAAGAAAGUGUCAGCACUGCGGUGCUGAAAAGACCCCUCAAUGGCGGGCGGGGCCCCUAGGGCCUAAAACCUUGUGCAAUGCGUGUGGAGUGAGGUAUAAAUCAGGGCGACUGGUGCCCGAGUACCGGCCCGCUAGUAGCCCGACAUUCCGCAGUGAAUUGCAUUCAAAUUCGCAUAGGAAAGUCAUGGAGAUGAGGAAGCAGAAGCUGAUUAUGGGAUCGAUGGUUGUGAAAGCUAUGGAGAAAGGAUGAUGGCGUUGAAGGAAAAUAAGGAAUUGUGGUUGAGGGAUUUGGGGAUAGAAUUUUUUGUUUGGUUGAGAAUUGAGAAGUAGUGGUUGUGAUGUUUCAUUACUUUGAGCUAGCCAACUCAUUUUCUUAUGGAUAGUGGCAAUCUUGGUGAAUGGUGAGCUGUAACACAAAUCCAAACUCGGUUGUUGGGGGUAAAGUCAUAUGUUAAAAUUCUUUGCUUGGGUGAAUGAAAAAGUUUCAGCUUUUCAUCACAUAUGAACACAAUCCAAAGAUGUUGGUUUCUGAAUUGUGAUGGAAGGGCAUGAGGAAGAAGUAUUUGCAUGGAGGAAUAAACUGGUGAUAUUACAGGGUUACAGUAGUUUUGUCUGCAUCUCUCGGGGUUAGGGAGAAUUGGGUGUUCUGAGCCAAUGAAAGCAACAUGAAAUGUGUUUUACAGACAGGUAAACAAAACUACUAAAAAUUCCCUGCUUUGGAAUUGGAGGUUUUUAUUACAGCAGAUGGUGGUCCUCACUGUCUGUCCGUAGGUUCUGCCUGUUAAGUACCACUUUGCCUUUGUUGAAAUACAGAUUUUUCAGUUGGAAAAUGCUUGAUUUAAGAGGUCUUCCUAUCUCACCCUCUGCAUUGUGGACCCAUUUAGGGCAAAGAGCAUUUGAGGGUAAUUUGUGGGUUUUUGAGUCCGUUUAGUUUAUUAGAUUAAAAGAGUCAUAAUUGCCUGAUGUAACUAAUGUAUGAAAAAUCAGAGAAGUUUAGAACGUUAAGCAAUCAAUAAUCUUGACAGGUAGGUUUGAAAAAUUGAAAGGGUCCCUCCCCUGUAGUCUGGCAUUGAUUGACCAUAAAUAAUCCCAUGGAGCAACUGUGAUAAUGAGGUGCUAUUCUUGGUGACAAGAAGAGAAGGAUUAAGAGGGUGUUUCACUUAGAUUUAUGAAAAUUAAUUUUAUUUCUGUUAUAACUGUUGUAUUCAAAGUGAAAAUCUUGAGCUGCUGAAGAACAAAAUUGGUACUGUCUGUGUUUUCUUGCUAGCACAGACGACUAGUUUAAAAAGGGUGAUUUCCAACAUUUUAAUCACACUCAUGGAUGCUUAGGUGCUCAUGAUUCUGCUAAUUGUUUUUUUUUUUUUUUUUUU